AUAAGUGGCGGCAGCCUAUGGUUUCACCAGUCCUUGCUGUGACACAUGUCUGCGAUGGCAGCUUCUCUGCUGCUUAAACUCUGUAUCGGAAUAACAGUCCUGCUCAUUGUCUGUAUUCCAGAAUGGUUCAAGACUGAGGAAGGUAUCUCCGUGGACCUAUCUUGUAUUGAUCCCUGUAUGGUGGAAAUCUCCUAUACCUCUAGUGUGACCAGCACACUAAUAAUAUGUCUUUUGCAAGGCAAUAAAAGCAAAGACGUUAUAGAGAAUGCCACAGCACAAAAUGCUAUAUUAUCUUCCAUCACACUGGACUAUUAUAUGAAUAAUGCUGCUGCGUUCAUCUGUGAUCCACAAAGGAACACGCAUCCAUUGUCUGAAGAAAUUAACACACAAGGAAAGCCAAUAAAUAUCUCACUGAUCAUAAGAGGAAGAUAUUUUCAUUAUUCAGAAGUGGAGUCUAACUUUGACAUGGUGGAAUCUCAAGAAGAUGAGGAUCUCUCUGUUCCUUCCUCACUUGAGAUCUACAUUAGUAAUCAAACAGAACAUAACGGAACCAUGGAUCAAUUGUAUUAUCAAGACUCGAGGGUUCAUCAUGACUUCAUCAAUGUGUCCUUACACUUUGAUAAUCAAAUUCUAUUUUACAGAAGACCUUUCGGUAUCGUCUGGCUGAUUCUGAUCUCCCUUGUUUUUGCAUGUGGUCUUAUUUUCAUUGCUUACAAAAUAAAGGAAGAGAAAAAUACUCUAUUACGAGACUAUAACCAUGAAAGAUCAAGUAUGCUAGGACUGAAAGAACACAUCAACAAACCAUCAAAAACAGAUUCCUAUGACAAGAACGACCAAACGUGUAAGCAGGAGAAAUGGAAGAAUCAGAACUUUGAGUUAACCUCCUUCCUUCCUAUAAUAGCCGAACAGCACGAUUCAGUUUGCAAGUAAUUCUCCUGAUGUGCUACCUCAACCUAGCUGCUAACAAUGGAAGGACAUGUAUAAGGUGGAAAUACAAUCUGCAGUGGUGAUAAUUGGUCAGACAAUAUUCUCAUGGUGCAACCUUAAAAGGAUUUUGAACCAAUGAUUGAUAGAGCAGAAAAAAAAAAAACAGAAAUCUUCAUUCAUUCGUCAGUCUGCAAGGACUCUUGAAAGCCACUACAUCAAAUAUACUUGUGGAAAGUGGAUACUUAAUGUUUGACAGAAGAGAUGAUUAGCUGUGCUUGGUCUCCAUUGCAGGCAGAGCUGUUAGGAGGCAGGUAUUACCCAGUAUAUGCCACCAAUGUCAGAUAGGAGCAGGUCCCACCUAUCCUAGCGAUAUGCCACCAAUGUGUGAGGUGGUUAAUGAUGGCAGAAGGAAUGGUGGACACAGUUGUAACUUGGACCGCAGCCUUUAUUGAAUUCAUGUGGGGAACAAGCUUGUUGGUUACAGUGUUUUCACAAGAGGUGACUGACUUAAUGGUUAUAGUCAACAUGGAGGCAACAAGCCUAAUGGUUUCAACAGCCUUUUUUUGAGGACACAAGCAUGGUAAACACAAUGCACCAGACUUCCUUGGGUGAUGCCAACACUGUCCUGGAAUCUUCCUCUGAGUGAGGGCCCAUUCAGACGGCCGUAGUGUGCUGUCUGCAUCUUUUGUGCCCCUAUUGAAAUGAAUGGGUCCGCACCCGUUCUGCAAAACUGCAGAACAGAUAGGGACUCAUUCAUAUGGUCGUCUGAAUGAGCCCUGACAGUAAUGGAGAUGGUGUUGCUCUUUAUUACAAACAGCGGCUUCUCUCCAUAUGGCACGCUAAUCCACACACUCUGUACAGGCGGUUGAUCAGGUGACGUAUCCUCUCCACACAGCACAUAACACUUCACAAACCUCUACACAUAGACAGUCUUCACUAUCAUAGUCUAGUAUGCAACUCUCUAUCAAAGCAGAAGCUUUAAUUUGAUUAGUUUACAAUCCUAUAAUAGAAACAUGAACAUCUGCCAACACAGCCUGCUUCUCUCCGUGAAACUCACACUACACAGUUCUAUA
Bufo bufo (common toad) is the source of this 2000-nucleotide messenger RNA. RefSeq names its product transmembrane protein 156 (gene TMEM156). Lineage: Eukaryota; Metazoa; Chordata; Amphibia; Anura; Bufonidae. The transcript has 6 exons. The record is from RefSeq and is a predicted model, not a curated record. Bases 46 to 930 code for a protein of 294 amino acids.